CAGACUGCGGAGCUUGCGGAGGCUCCGAGCCGCGCGGAGGCUUCGGCGGCGGCGGCUUCGGCGGCGGCGCGAGGGCGGCUGGGCUGGGCGCGGCCCUGGAGCCCCCCGGCCAUCCGGGCUCCGGAAGACGGCGGGAGGACUUGUCCCUUCUUCCCCUCCUCCUCAACACUCCCUUGCCUGUUAUAUAUUCUUCUUCCUCCAGUGCAUAGUCUCAUCACUACCCUUGGGUUUCCCCCCUGGUUUUCCGUGGCCCCUGAGCCUCGCCCCUUGACCUCUCUCUGAAGUGCCACCCAAUAACCCCCAGCCUUCUGGAAGGAAGAUGGCUCUGGUGCUCUGGAGAGGCCUGAUUCCAGCCCUGCUAUGGGGCCUGUGCCUCCUUUUGAGCUUCCCAGGCCCUGUGUGGCUCCAGUCACAGCCCUGUCACACCUGCCGGGACCUGGUCAACAGCUUUAGCAAGGGCCUGGAGCGUACAGUUCGGGACAACUUUGGAGGAGGGAACACUGCCUGGGAGGAGGAGAAGCUGUCCAAGUAUAAGGACAGUGAGACCCGGCUGGUGGAGGUGCUGGAGAGUGUGUGCAGCAAGUCUGACUUUGAGUGUCACCGACUCCUGGAACAGAGUGAGGAGCUGGUGGAGAAUUGGUGGUUCCACAAGCAACAUCAGGCCCCAGAUCUCUUCCAGUGGCUUUGCAUGGACUCCCUAAAGGUUUGCUGCCCUGCUGGAACCUACGGGCCUUCCUGCCUGGCCUGCCCCGGGGGCACGGAGAAGCCAUGCAGUGGUAAUGGGCACUGUGACGGGGAGGGCACCCGACAGGGCAGUGGGCGAUGUGACUGCCGGCCCAGCUAUGGGGGCCCUGCCUGUGCCCAGUGUGGGGAUGGUUACUAUGAGGCCACUCGCAACUCCAGCCACCUGGUAUGUGAGGCUUGUUUCGGCCCGUGUUCCCGUUGCUCUGGUCCCAAGGAGGGUAACUGCCUACGCUGCAAACAGGGUUGGGCCCUGCACCAGCAGAAGUGUGUGGACAUCGAUGAGUGUGGGACAGAGAUGGCCGCCUGCAAAGCCAACCAGUUCUGCGUGAACACGGAUGGGUCCUAUGAGUGCAGAGAUUGUGCCAAAGCCUGUGCUGGCUGUAUGGGGGCAGGGCCCGCCCGAUGCAAAAGGUGCAGUGUGGGCUACCGGCGAGAUGGAGCCAAAUGCCUGGAUGUGGAUGAGUGUGAGGGUGAAGUAGAGGUGUGCACGGGUGCUCACGAGCUCUGUGAGAACACAGACGGAAGCUACCGAUGUGCUUGUGUGGAAGGUUACGAGAGAAGCCAGGAGGGCUGCGUGCCUCAGCAGGCUGAAGAGCCCAAGCCUGGAGGCUUCUUCUCCGAGGUGACGGACGAUGAGGUGGUAGUCUUGCAGCAGAUGUUCUUUGGUGUCAUCAUCUGUGCCCUGGCCACGCUGGCAGCCAAAGGUGACAUGGUCUUCACCGCCAUCUUCAUCGGGGCCGUGGCUGCCAUGGCUGGAUACUGGCUGUCUGAGCGCAGUGACCGGGUGCUGGAUGGCUUCAUCAAAGGCAGAUAGAGAAUUGCCACAGGUGGGAGGGCACCCCCUCCCUCUCUACAGUGCAGGGCCAAGGGUGGUUGGCUCAGGUCCAGCCACUAGGGCUGCCACGAGGAAAGCCUGGAAACUGACGGUGGGGGGAGGCUGGAUCCAGAUGGGAGGCAGCUUGGGCAAGAAGGGAAUGAGCCAGAGUGGGGGCAAGCUGGGUCAGCAAACCUUAACUCUACCCCUGCCUCCCCAAGCCCAACUGAAUCAGGAUCGCUGGCUUCCAGGUGCCGCACCGGGCCUCAGCGAAGCUCAGUGCCUCUCUCUGUCCCUUGGCUUCCAUCUUUGCCCAUGUGGCCCACCUGGGGAAGAGCUGGAGACAGGGCAGAUGUCUCCCUCCCAGCCAGAGGCAAGGGCGGCAGUUUGUUUUGAUGUGUGGGGACUGAGCCAAGGUUCCUCCCUUUCCUCUGGCUUCUUCACCACACUCCCCUUCUCUACCACAUGCACUUCCGGUGGCCCUUCCCUCCCCUUUGCACUGGGGCUUCAGUCCCUCCAGUGAUGCUGAGGCCAACCUGUCUUAGGAAGGGUUUGGAAAAAAUGCCUCUGGAGGCAGGGCCCAAAACUUUAAGGGGAGCUGGGGACGACAGUGGGAAUGAGAUGCCGAAGGGGAGAACGGGUAGUAGUUAAGUGAUUUUUGAGAAUCAUUUCCCCCUUUUGGUAGUGCCUACGACCUUGGCCACACAGCUGUGCCCUACCUUCUUCCUUCUCCCCAAUUUCGUCCUGGGAACUGGGAGGCAGAGGGAGGUGAUCUACGCAAGGGGAGGGCAGCAGAGGGACGGAAUCCUCCUGCAUGCUCCCUGCCCUUGCUUUUGCCCACACUGACUCAACUAUUUAUUCAUCUCAGGAAAAUAAAGUUCUUCAUAAAUCUA
Molecule: messenger RNA, 2451 nt
Organism: Dromiciops gliroides (monito del monte)
Lineage: Eukaryota; Metazoa; Chordata; Mammalia; Microbiotheria; Microbiotheriidae
Gene: CRELD1
Product: cysteine rich with EGF like domains 1
Exons: 11
Coding region: 320-1558 (412 amino acids)
Molecular function (GO): calcium ion binding
Source: RefSeq, a predicted model, not a curated record